Messenger RNA from Toxotes jaculatrix (banded archerfish), 1863 nucleotides. RefSeq names its product mediator complex subunit 20 (gene med20). Gene Ontology annotation, molecular function: transcription coactivator activity. Lineage: Eukaryota; Metazoa; Chordata; Actinopteri; Toxotidae. Bases 45 to 674 code for a protein of 209 amino acids. Gene Ontology annotation, biological process: regulation of transcription by RNA polymerase II. The transcript is spliced from 4 exons. The record is from RefSeq and is a predicted model, not a curated record. Gene Ontology annotation, cellular component: mediator complex.
GUGUUAAACCGAAAGUCUCGACUACAACUGGAGGCAAAACAUCAAUGGGAGUCACUUGUGUGUCCCAGGUGCCUGUGGCGGAGGGGAAGAGUGUGCAGCAGACAGUGGACAUGUUGCACAAGAAACUGGAGCAGCUGGGCGCUGUGAAGCAGGGAAGCUUCUGUGUAGACUGUGAGACAUACCAGACCUUAGGAAGCGGUCAGAACACCAAGCUCUUAUAUGUGAUGCACAACACUGAAACUCCCCUGAGCUGUCUGGCCCUGUUUGAGGGUGGACCCUGUCUCAUAGCUGAUGCAAACUUUGAUGUCCUCAUGGUGAAGCUAAAGAGCCACUUCCAGAAUUCCAAGGGACACAAGGUGGAGUGCCGUGGUGCAAGAUACCGCUACUGUGACUUCUUGAUAAAAGUUGGUACCGUGACAGUGAGCUCCAGUGCCAGAGGGAUAUCAGUAGAGGUGGAGUACUGUCCUUGUGUGGUUCCAGGGGACUGCUGGAAUCUCAUGAAGGAGUUCAUGCAGUCCUUUCUUAGCCCCGGCAUCCUUGAACUGCCAUCUGUGUUUGCUGCCAAGCCUGAAGGACUCUUCGCACCAGCAGACAGCAUUGACACCAUGACUCAGUACUUGGAGUUAUUCAACAAACUUCGUAAACUGCAAAUGCCAGGAAGUAAUGUGCGUUGAACAGUCAGUGAGAAUGGAGAGAUCUGUUUUGUUUUUGUUUUUUUCAUGUUUGUAUUGAUGUUGCUGUAAUUCUGGUCCUAUGGAUCAGCAUGGUAUCUAGGCAUUUUUGAAAGCCUGGGAUUUUUAUAACUAUAUCUGGAGCCUCAAUUGCAUUAUACCCCUAUUUGAUGAAAGCAUCUUGUAUUAAAGAGAGCUAGUGAAAAACAGUGGCCAGAAUCUGUGUUACUGAACAUUCCCACUAUGGUAAUCCAUAUAUAAUCAUAUUGAACACAUAUAUUUCAAAUGUCAUGUUUGUGAGGCUAUGGCAUAUAAGAGUUGUUAUAUGAGGCACAUUUUUAGCUGAAAGUACAAUUACAUAUAACCGACUGUUUUUCUUUUGGUUUAGCUCAUUGGACUUCCUGUAACGGUUGGAGGCUCAAGACUUAUGUUUAAUUAGUUAGUAGAAUUUUAAACAGGAAAAACAUUAUUGAAGUAUGUACAAGGACUCUGUGUCUGUCUGUGCAGAUAUACAGUCUAUGGUGCAGAGACACAUGAUCACUUUUCACUGUAAACGUCUGCGUUCUUCAGACUUUUUCAUGGAAGAGAUUUUGACCUGUAGCAAUAAAAGCACAGGUAACAUGAAUUAGGUCUCUGUUCUGUUCACAGUACCCAUUAAGCCAUACUGGUGAUCACAGUACCACAUGUUUUUACUUGUCAGAAUAGGAAAAGCACAGAUGUUACUAGUAAUCUUGACAAUAGCUCUGUUCCACUCAAGUGUUCCAGGAAGCAAAAUAGAUCUUAGCUAUCAUUAAUUUUAUUAUUUAAAUCUGUGCUUCUGCUGUUGUGACAUGUCAAAAUGUCUUCUUUGAAAAAGACCUAUGAUAAAAGGGCAACUUUUUUUUUUCUGUGGACACCCAUGCAGUCAAGAGGAGAGGUCUAGUCUAAUCAGGCAGAAUAGGUAAAAACACUUGUGGGGAUGGAUCAUGGAUGUGCUGGAUCUUUAAAAGUCUGCUUUCAUUUCUUUGUAAGCCUUUGAGGACUUUUACUUAUAACAAUAUAGUUACAUUGAGAUCCUGACACUUUUAUGUGAGGAAAGGAUCUGAAUACUUCGUACAUUACUGCUGUUUGACAGAUAAAAAUGUACACAUUGAGAAACAUCUCAGACAGAAGAUUUAUGGGGAUUGAAAGUAUGAAUAAAUAAAUGGAAAAA